Molecule: messenger RNA, 234 nt
Organism: Carlito syrichta (Philippine tarsier)
Lineage: Eukaryota; Metazoa; Chordata; Mammalia; Primates; Tarsiidae
Gene: DEFB135
Product: defensin beta 135
Exons: 2
Coding region: 1-234 (77 amino acids)
Biological process (GO): innate immune response
Cellular component (GO): extracellular region
Source: RefSeq, a predicted model, not a curated record
AUGGCCACGAGGAACAUCCUCUUGGUCCUUGUGAUCCUUGUCUUGCUCUCCUGCAUUCCGUCAGUUAGAAGUGGACCCAAUGCUUACAUAAGACGAUUCUUUGCUGAAUGUUGGCGUAUGAAAGGUGUUUGCAGGCCGAAAUGUGUAAAGCCUGAAAUUUAUCGUAUUAUUUGUGAUGAUUCACAUGUGUGCUGCGUAAAAGAAAAGGAUUUACCUCCAGUGGUUGGGAAAUAG